This is a messenger RNA of Lutra lutra (Eurasian river otter), 4178 nucleotides long. RefSeq names its product interleukin 17 receptor E like (gene IL17REL). Bases 1921 to 3129 code for a protein of 402 amino acids. The record is from RefSeq and is a predicted model, not a curated record. Lineage: Eukaryota; Metazoa; Chordata; Mammalia; Carnivora; Mustelidae. The transcript has 16 exons. Gene Ontology annotation, molecular function: interleukin-17 receptor activity.
GCCUCACCUGCGGCGGCGCCCCGGGAGCGGCGGGCCCCAGCCCUGGGCGAGAGCCCGCUGCGGGGCGCCCCGAGCCCCGGACCCCCGGGCCCGCCGCGGGAGGGGAGCGUCGGCCUCGCGGUCCGCUGGCUCGACGCGGACGCGGCUCGGAGAGGGCGCCGUGGGGCCGCGGAGGCGGCGGGACGAGCCGGACGCCCGAACCGACCCGUCGCGGCCGCGUCGCUUUCUGUCCCGCGCGCGACGCCCCACAGAAGCCCGACAUCCUCCGAAGUGAGGCGCGGGGCCGGACACGCGGAAAACCGCCUCGGAAGGGCGGACGGCGCUCGACGACCCGGCCGGGGCAGGCCAAGCGCUAAACACCCGGGCGGGACAAGGCCAAAGGCGGGCGUUUUCACAAGAAAAGACGCGACGAGCAAACAGGUGGAAACGACGUGCGAGUGGACGGUGCGCGCUGCGGACGCGCCCGAAUGUCCAAAACGCGUUGAAGAAAACCCAGGAGGAGCCACGGUUCUCGGGACAUUAAAUUUCUUUCUUAAAACUGGGUAUUAUCGGAGCAAACCAAAAAUACGGAUCCUGAAUACCAAACACCAAAACGUACUGUGGUAAAAUGACCGGGUUUUAAAGACAAAGGAAAGUCUUUGGGGCAGGUAGCAAAGCGCGCGGACAACGUCCACGGUGGGGCCCCCCAGGCCAGGCUGCGGUCGGUCGCGGACACCAUUUCCCGCGGGAGGACCAGGCCGGGCUUGCGCGCAGGGGCCGACGCUCGGUCUGGGCCAGAGAACGGGCCGGAAGAACCGGGACGCCUCGGACCGGAGAGCACAGACGCUCUCAAAGCCACGGUAGGGAGGCGGGCGGGCGUCAGAGGAGCGAGCGACUCUUGAUCUCGGGGUUGCGGGGUCCAGCCCUGCGCUGGGAGCAGAGAUUACUUAAAAAUAAAACCUUAAAAAAAAAAGUACUUGGAACUGCCCUCAAGAAGCUCCCAUUAGCCAAGAGGAGAUCAUUUGACCUUAAAAAAAAAAAAAAAGACUAGCGGUAAGUUGCAGCCCAUCUCCUGAGGAUGACAGGGAACCUGCUCGUCAUCCUCAAAACUGGGAUCAAGCCUUGUUCCUGCCCGUCUCCUGCGCACGCCACCUGGGAGUAAGUGUUCCAGCUCGUAAGGGAAACCGAACGGUAGAAAAACCAUUUUGCGUCCCCCACUGACGUGAGUGCUGGUGACAGCGAGCAUCAAAGCAGGCGGGGGUCCAGACACAGCAUCACGACACGCCCCGCCCCCCCCCCCCCCCCCCCCCCCCCCCCCCGCCAACCAGGGCACUUGACACCAGCGCUGGUCCUGCCAAAGGACUAGAUCCUGAGCACAAUCGGGCCUCCGGGUCCUGCUGCCGACCAGCCAGAAAUACAGGGUCUGAAGACGGGUGCCGAGCUGCAUCCCGAGGACGCCUGGCAGGCCAUGGAGCCCGAUUCUGCAAGGAGGGGCAGAGCUGAGGACAGCGGCAGACCAGGUAAUCCAAGUCUGGAAAAUGGCAAGCCUCAAGGUUAGUGCAGGAAGAGGCCCAUCUGGACGAUGAAACCAUAAGGAAUGAAGUCCUUACAGGAGAAGUCAGCCCGCUGGGUCUGCGGCGAGCAAAGGGGCUCGGACUAGCUGGGGACCCGCCGGCUGGGGAUCGGGCUGUCUGCUCCAUAAUAAUUCACAAAGCCAUGUUUUUUGGGCAGCAAAGCAAAGUUUAUUGCAUGAUAACACAAAGCUCCAGAAGGAGGAGGGGCCCUGAGAGGCCUGCCCUAUAGUGAUGGAUUUUCCAACAUCGAAUCUGUCUCAUAUUCUGAGGGCAAACUGCACUUGGGAAUAUUUUUAACAGCUUCUGCCGGCCACCCCCCUCGUCCGUGUCCCCAUCGGUCCUGGAGGCCCUGACACUCUCCACUGCCAUGAAGUGUGCCCCCAAUGACGGCUGUUCCCUGCUCCUGCGCGUGCGGGCCUCCCUCGUGCUGCAUGAGAGCCUGCGGGGCCUGGAGGCCUGCUCCAUGAAUCUGGACACCCAGGAGACUCAGUGUCAGAGCGUGCGGGUCUCCAGAGCCUCCCGCCACCGGCAGGUGGGGUGGCAGCUGCAGGUGCAUUUUGAUUGCUUUGAAGUGAGCGUGGCUCAGAGCCUCUACGUCACCCUGAGGACCGUCCCCCACUUCUGCGGGGUCCAGCUAGACCAGCAGUACCAUGUGGAAGACUGCAGAGACGAGGACGUGGGGAGGAACGUGCCCAUUUGCUUUGCCGGGAAGUUCUCCUACUGGGCGGACCGCAGCCGGAAGGUCAUUCUGGUCCAGGUGCCUGAGGCCCCCGGGGCCCCUGACUACUACGUGCGGCUCUGCCUGAAGUGGUUCACCUGCGACGAUGUGGGUGUCCCCGUGCGGGUGACAGUGAACCAGAUGUCCCGCACCGUCUCUCUGCCCUACAGCCAGGAGCUGCCAUGCCUGUGCCUUGAGGGCUGGUUUGCGACCCCUGACGCCGUGCGGAUGCAGGCCUGUCCCUUCGAAGAUGAGACGGAGGCCCUGUGGGAUGCUAUCCGCUACCACCCGGGGGACCGGGCACUGAGCUGGGAGCCUGCAUGUCCCGUGAGCGGCCACGUGAGCCUGUGCUGGCGCCCGGGGCCAGGGGCCCUCUGCCACAACCUGGAGCACUCGGGCCGGCCGGCGCACGGCAGGGUACAGUAUCCUUCGGUGGACACACAGCCCCGGCUCUGCCUGAAGUUCUCCACCAGCCGCGGCUCCUGGGUGCGAUGCCCUUUCCAAGAGGGACACUUCCAAGCCUGGAAGAUGACAGUCCGGCCAGCCGCCUCUCAGGGCCACCUCCGGGUCACCUUCUUCUCGCCCAGUGCCGCCCAUUUCCAGGUGCACCUGUGUCACCAAAGGAAGAAGUGGCCGCCUGCCUGCCGCCCAGGGCCCCGGGCCACGACCCACGCCCCAGCCUCAGUGAGCCGGAGUGACUUCGUGACUGACCUUGCGGUGGCCUUUGUGGACAUUCCCAGGGAAGAGGCUUGUGUCCCCAACACCUGCAUCCAGGGCUGGAGGACUGACCUGACUUUCUCCGCCCCCCACCAGCUGUGUGACCUGCAUUGCACCGCCACCCAGGGGACAGCGGACUGAGGCCACGAGCCUCAUCAGGCGCCAGCGAGUGCCCCGGCUGAAUAUGGGGGCUCAGCGGAGGCCAGCCCCCACCUGAGCUCCCAGGCCUCUGGCAGAGAAAGCCAGGUGUCAGGACUUGGAGGUGGCUCACGGGAGCCCAGGCUGUGGCGCCAGCCACCUUCUGGGUCCCCAGAGGCCCGCAGCUCCCUGGGGGCCCUCAGGCCAGGCCCUGGGCUUUGGGUCGGUUGAAGGACUUCCAGCCCCUUCCUGAAGCCCCUUGCUGAAGGCCUACAGAACGGCUGGGUGGGCCGCCCUCUUCCCAGAUGGCCUGGCCCCUGACUGCCCUGUCCCUGCUCGGUGCAGCCUCCCUCGGGAUCGCCUGUGGUCGUGGCCACCAUCCCUGGCCCAAGGACCAGGGCCUGGCAGCUACCUGAUGGCUGCCAGAGCUUUCCCAGGGCUCUGGAGAGCUGAGUGGGAGCCCACGUGCUCCACAGCCCCACUGGCCCGGGGCCAGCUUCAGCCCCUGCCCUGAGCCCUUGCGCACUGACCGGGGUCCCCAGGCCGGGCCACCCAACCCCUGCACCAGCCCUCCCGGGGGUCAGGUCGCCCUCCACUCUCUGGCCCCCCGCGGCCCAUCCAGGGAGGGCUCGCCACUUCCUGUGGCCUUAGGAGGUCCCUGCCAGGACGGGCAGUUCUCGGAAGUGUCCCACUCGCUGAUGGCCACCGCAGGGGGACCCUCGGCCCUGCAGUGGGGUCUCCACAGCCCAGGUCAGGGUCACCCGGAAGCUGGGCUGUCAGAUGUACCCCACAGACUCUGGUGCCGCACCCAAGGACUGCCAGGAUGCCCCCCUGAGCUGCGGUCAUCUGGAGGCCGGGCAUCCUCUGCACCUGACCUCCGCGCUCCCAGGGAUGGGCGCCCCCGGCCAGCCCCAUCUCCACAGCCGGCAAAUCCAGGGCCAGGCUCCGCUGUCCCCCCUGCCCUCUUCUGUCAAGGGGGCUGAUGCCCCCAGUGACCUAGGGGGUGGGCCAAGCCAGUGCGCCCCCCACCUUCAGUAAACACUUGUCCACUA